GCUUGAAAGUUCUAUUGCUUUAGCUCCUCCGCCAAACUUAGACUCGUCUCUCGCGUCUUACAUAUUUUCAUCUUGUGCACGAUGGCAUUCCCACCGGCCAAAGAGUUUUCCUCAGAGGAUGUCAUUGACCACAUUUGGAUCCUCCAGAGAUUUUGUGCUUUGAUUGACCAUGUCAAAUCGCCAGGGCCUUAUGCUGCCACGUAUCCCACAUCACACACGGAUUCAGUGCCCACCAAAAGCUCGAACAAACAAUGGAGGCUCCAGGCCUUCUUGAUGAACGCCGAGGUCCGGUAUUCAUUUUACCUCCGAUUUCUCGAGAACUGGAUUCUGGAACACAGCCCGGCUGCGGGAGGGAAGGACUGGCCACUCCCGCCCUGGGAUGUCGCCCUCAUGUUCUACAUUCACAUGCUCUCGCCCCAGCGGUUCAAGAAGGAUAUGGAUGUCGAGUAUCCGCGCCUGUGGAAAGCUCGCAUCUCCUUCCCUCUCGCUCGGCUGAGGAAACACCCACGUAACGACGAGUCGUCGCAGCGACGAUGGGAGGCCAUGUAUCCCAGCAUUCCCUACCAAGUUUUCGAGUUUGCCGCCGACGGCGGGGCUCCGCGUAUCUCGACAAAAGUCCCAUGCGCGCUCGACCUCCGUGGUUACAAAUGCGGCUCCGUCCACUGCGCCACCAACGCGCAGAGAGGUAAGAGGCAGAUUAUCCCCAUGGCCGAAUGGUCUGCCUACCGCCUCGCCAAGCGUCACAGCCCAGCUUGUCCCUCGUGCAAGACAAGCUUUUCGUCAGCUCUUGGGGGUUACAACUCGGAUUUUGCACGUUUUUGCAAGGCCGUGUUUGGGCAGCACGUGUUUGGGCUCUGGGACGCACCGCUGCGCCAGCUCGGCUUCAUUGAGCGGAUCCUGGCCGAGGUCAUCACAGUUUCAACGGUCCAACUCCAGGCCUACCAGGACCGCUACCUCAAGUUCCUGGGGUUGAUCAAGGACAACCCGAAAGCCGUUUUUGUUCCGACGCUCGACAUUGACCUCAUCUGGCACACCCAUCAGCUAUCGCCUGCUGCCUACGACGCCUACUGCCGCGCCCACGUCGGCCGUCCGGUUAACCAUGACGACACUAUCGCCGCGCCUGGCCGGUCCAGCGCCCUGGACGAUACCAAACGGCGCUGGGCGCUGACAUACCACGAGCUAUUCCUGGGUGGCCCUGCCGAGGUUGCCGCUCUGCUGCAGGAGAAAUCGGCCCUCUACGCUGCUAAAUGCAAGGAAAGAGAGCGGCGCCUCGCGGCGUUUGACAGUGAGCAUGACACACCAGGCAUGCUGCUCGAUAUGAAGAACGCGAAAAACGUGGCCAUGGUCGAGCUAAGCAAGGAGGCGACAAUCAGGAGUGAGCUUGAUGUCCUGUCCCAUACAUUUCGGGCGUGCGUGCGGGCGCGGGACGGUGUGCGGCCAAGGGUUAAGGUCUUCAAGUACAAGUACUAUUCCAAAAAGAGUCGAGAUGAGCUGAGACGGAGGGAUGCCGAGGUUCUCGAGGCCGGAAAUCAAAAGACCGAGAGGGAGGGGGAUCUGGGCGAGCAGCGGAAGAUCGCAGCCGAAGCUGUGGCAGCUAAGAAUACGCAAGAAGUUCGCUGGCGGAAGGUUCAAGCCGAGAGAUCCGUCCUAGAGGCGGAGUUGGCAGACCAGGUGGCAAUAGCUGAAAAAGCCGUUGUCAAUGAGUGUGUCGCCCGGGCGGAUCAGCUGAGAGGUGACGUGCUGGGAAGGGGCAUGUUGUGUGUGGUGCCGUCCGAAGCUCAAAUCAUGGCGGCCCCAGUGGUGGGGAAAUGGCGCCGUGCCACACCAGUGAAGUGUUGGGGAGCUGGAUUGGGAUAUACAAAACCUGGGUCUCUGAGAGGAGGUUCAUUCGGCGGGAACGCGUUCGGCCCGGACCAUCGAGGUGAUUACGGAGGGUGCGGGGGUGACGGAUGGGGUCGACCUGGAGGGAGUGACGCCAGCAGUGGUGGUUUCGGAGGCGGUGGUGGAGGUGGUUGCGGCGGUGGUGGUGGGAGUAGUGGUGGUGGUGGUUGCGGUGGAGGAGGU
Molecule: messenger RNA, 2064 nt
Organism: Chaetomium fimeti
Lineage: Eukaryota; Fungi; Ascomycota; Sordariomycetes; Sordariales; Chaetomiaceae
Exons: 2
Source: RefSeq, a predicted model, not a curated record